This is a messenger RNA of Morus notabilis, 1498 nucleotides long. Its product is annotated as deoxyhypusine hydroxylase. Bases 185 to 1129 code for a protein of 314 amino acids. The record is from RefSeq and is a predicted model, not a curated record. The transcript is spliced from 7 exons. NCBI's taxonomy places the organism in Eukaryota, Viridiplantae, Streptophyta, Magnoliopsida, Rosales, Moraceae. Gene Ontology annotation, biological process: peptidyl-hypusine biosynthetic process. Gene Ontology annotation, molecular function: deoxyhypusine monooxygenase activity.
AAAAAAAAGUAAAGAAAAGAAAGAAAGAAAGAAAGAACAAGGGUGCCAGUUGCCAAAGUCACAAUCGUCGUCUUCAAUUGGAAGGGGACUUUGAUUCUAUUCUGCUGAAUGAAAGAGAAGAAAGCCCUAAAUCCAUUCCUAGCAGGCAGGCACAGCGUAGCUCGAAGAAACAAUAUAUAAUUACAUGGGUUCGUUGAACAACACGGCGAGCUUCGAGUCGUCACCGGAGAUGGAGAAAUUCCUUUGCGAUCGAUUGCUCGACCAGAACCAGCCCAUCUCCAAGCGCUUCAGAGCUCUCUUUUCUCUCCGCAAUCUCAAAGGUUCCGCUCCUCGCAACGCUCUCAUUCUCGCGACAAGGGACUCUUCAAAUUUGCUGGCUCAUGAGGCUGCAUUUGCCUUGGGUCAAAUGCAAGAUGCGGAUGCAGUCCCUGCUUUGGAAGCGGUUUUGAAUGAUCUUUCUCUUCACCCUAUUAUUCGUCACGAGGCAGCAGAAGCCCUUGGUGCCAUUGGUUUAGAGAGCAAUGUUCCUCUGUUGAGGAAUAGUUUGGCCUCAGAUCCAGCUCAGGAGGUUCGGGAGACAUGUGAAUUGGCUCUUGAACGAAUUGAGCAGUUGAAGGUUGACAGUGGCAAAUCCACCAUUGAAAAGUCACCUUUUAUGUCGGUUGAUCCAGCUGCAGCAUCUGCUUCAUGUUCUUCAGUAGCUCAGCUUAGGGAUGUUCUUCUGGAUGAAGAAAAGGGCAUGUAUGAGCGAUAUGCAUCCCUUUUUGCACUAAGAAAUAAUGGUGGGGUUGAAGCUGUAGCUGCUAUAAUUGAUUCUUUGGGUUCAAAAAGUGCUCUUCUGAAGCAUGAGGUUGCUUAUGUGUUGGGACAAUUGCAAAACAAAGCUGCUUCGGCUGCUCUAUCAAGCAUUCUUAAGGAUGUCAAUGAGCACCCGAUGGUUAGACAUGAAGCCGCUGAAGCACUUGGUUCCAUUGCAGAUGAUGAAAGCAUAUCACUUCUCAAGGAAUUUGCCUCGGAUUCCGAGCCAAUUGUUUCAGAGAGUUGUGAAGUUGCUCUUAGCAUGCUAGAAUUUGAACGAUCGGGAAAGUCAUUCGAGUAUCUCUUCAUGCAAGCUCCUCUAGUUCAAUAACAGUUUCUCUGACACCGGCUGGUGCAUUCAUCCAUACGCCAAGAAAAGGAUUCGUUUAUACGAGAGAAUUAAUUAAUCUUCUACAACUGCGACCGAGAAGUUGGGGGCAAAAAAGGGUAUUGGGGGAUAACUAUUCUUGUUAAUUUAGAUCUUUAUCUCCUAAAGCAUGGUUUCCUAAUUUAUGUUGUAACGUCUAAUUUAUGGAGUUUGAGGGCUUGGAGGUUUUCCUCUUUUUUUUUUAGCAUUAGUCGAAAAUAUAAAUUAUAUAAUGGCAAUAAUGAUGGACCCCUUUUUUUCUUUUGUGUGCUGGAAAAAUUUGCUCAAAACAGAAUAUAUAUAUAUAUAUAUAUGUGUGUGUGUGUGUGUGUG